Messenger RNA from Phalacrocorax carbo (great cormorant), 4733 nucleotides. NCBI's taxonomy places the organism in Eukaryota, Metazoa, Chordata, Aves, Suliformes, Phalacrocoracidae. The record is from RefSeq and is a predicted model, not a curated record.
CCCUCAGGCGUCACCCCCCGGCCCGCCCCGCUGCGCGGCGGCCAUGGCGGCGGCGGCGCGCUGCGGCAGCGGCGGGCGCUCGGCGGGGCGGUGACGUUGCGUGCGAGGCGGAGGGCGGGGAGGAAGAGGAGGAGACCCGGGCGCCUCCGGGGCUGAGGCAGCCGCGUCCUGCUGAGGCUCCGCUCGUGUCCUGUCUUCCCCGCCACCCUCUCCCCGCUCCGACCCGCGGUGGCUCCGGCUCGGGGAGGCGAGGGCGGCUCUCCCUGAGGCCGAAAUGCGCUCGGCCUGAGCGCUCCCUCGCCGCCCCGCCCGGUUUGGGCCUCUGCGGGGUAGCGGGGCCGCGAUGGCUGCGGGGAGCUGGCAGGAGGCGGCGGCCCAGCAGGCCGAGGAGGCGGCGGCCCGGGUGCGGGACGUCCUGUCAGGCGGUCUGGGCCUGCUGCGCGCCGAGCUGGGCCUGGAGCUGGGCCUUGACCCGCAGGGCCUGCCCACCUGGCUCGCCCUGGUGGUCCCGGCCGCGCUGGGGCUGGGGCUGCUGGGGCUGCUCCUGGCCGUGGCCUGCGGAGGCGGCCUCCGUAAGAAGCCAACGCGGAGGGCGGCGGAGAGGAAGGGUGAGGAGGCGGCCGGCGGGGGCCUGACAGCCGGCGGGGGCCAGGGCAAGGCGGCGGGCCCGGGCCCCGGGCAGCUACACCUGAAAGGCGACGAGCAGAAGAAGCGAAACAAGAAGAAACUGCCGGAGAAAACGGCGCGGCCUAACGGACGGUCUUUCCUUGAUGUAUCUGAGGAUGAAGUAAUACAACCUGUCCGUAAAGAAAAUAUAAAGCAGCCUAUGGACACAGAAAAGAAGAAUGAAAAGGCAAAGAAAAAAAAGAAAUCAAAGGGAGAUGCUAAAACAGUUCAGGAUAUGUCACGUCUAGAUGGGAAGGAAGUUGAUGAAGGAACCUGGGAAACUAAAAUCAGUAACAGAGAGAAGCGACAGCAGCGUAAGCGAGACAAGGUGCUGACCGAUGGUGGCUCAGGAGAAUCAAAUCUCCAAGGAGUGGAAAAUACAGUUACUGUAUCCGUUGAACAGCUGAUACCUACACCAUCACUUCCGGUUGGUCUCAGAAAAAAUAAAGGUGAUGUGCCUCUGAAUGCACAAGUUAACAGCUCUAAACCUGCAAAGGGGGAGUCAUCAAUUCCACAAGUUUCUCCAGGAUUGAGUGAAAGCCAUACUGUAAAUGGAGGAAGCUGGAAUGAGAAGUCUGUAAAAAUCUCCUCGCAGAUUGGUGUGGGGGAGGAGAAAUGGACGUCUGUUCCCUCAACUGCAGCUGGAAAGAGGAAGGCUGAGACAUCAGCUUGGGGCCAGGACACUGGAGAUGCUAAUGGAAAUGGAAAGGACUGGGGUGUAACCCUGGUGGGCAGGCCCUGGAAAGAGCGUUCUUUGUUCACUCCUAUUGCUGCUUGGAAUGUGGAUGCAAGGAUUAAUACCUCUGAACAGAAUUCUACUUCUUUCUCUUCAUUUGGAUUAACUCCUGGAGUUUCUGGAUCGAACAGUGAGUCGGUUUCUCAGGCUGGUAAUUCUGAUUUUCAGUGGGAUUUAAGUCAUGCUCAACCCCCUGUUGAUGACGAAUGGUCUGGGUUAAAUGGACUUUCUUCAUCUGAUCCCAGCUCUGAUUGGAAUGCACCAGCAGAAGAGUGGGGAAACUGGGUAGAUGAAGAAAAAGUUGCUUCUGUUCCUCAACCUGAAGAGAUACCUGAUGUUCAGAAGGCUUCAGAUAACGAAAGGGAAAAAGCAGAGCCAAUUCUUCAGAGUUCUACAAGUGGCAAAUCCAAGAAAAAGAAGAAGAAAAAGAAGAAGCAGGGUGAAGAAGCUAAUUCUCCUGCGCAGGACACUGAAGAACUGGAUAGAGAAGCUGGAGAGGAAUUUCAGGAGGAUACCUCAAAAGUUCAACCACAGCAGGAAAUAGCUUUUUCUCUGAAGACCAUAAGUACUAGUGAACCAGCUAAGCCUGAGGAGGCUCCUUCGCUUGCUGUUUCUACUGAGCCAUCUGUAAUUGUAUCAGAGAGCGAUUCUGACAAGAUCGCUUCCCAAGUGCCACAGAUGCUGCAAGAGACAGAUGUUUCUAGUCCCAAUAUUAAGCAAAACAGUGUGCCUCCUCCACAGACAAAGUCUGAAGAAAGCUGGGAAUCCCCCAAACAAGUCAAAAAGAAGAAAAAAGCAAGAAGGGAAACGUGAACUUCCCAAGAUGGACAUGUGUUGCUGAAUACUGUCAUGAAGAUUAUGCUGUUUAUGCAAUAAUUUGUGAACAUGUACAGAAUUUUAUAUAAAUUUCAAACGAUUUUUAAAAACAGAACUGCUGUGAACACAAACAUCUUUAAAAAGGAAUCAGAGGAAAGUAACUUUAUGAUAUAGCAAACAGAACAUGCUACAUCUGAAAGACAUUCUGAAGAGUCUGUUUUUCCAACUUUUGGAGAGAGAUCUUAAUUAAAAAAACUGGUUUUACAAAACAGUGCCCUGUUUACAACAGAUUAUACUCAUCUACAGCUGCGGAUAAAAGAUUAAUUUCAAGGAAGGGUUUUCUGUAAAAAUAACUGUCUGUACAAUAGUGGGUGUUUCUUGCCUCUCUUACGAGUGAUGCAUUAGAAGCACAGAAUGUCAACCAUUUGAAUUUGUUUCAUGCCUAAAUCAAAGUGCUUUGAUUAAAUACAUAAUCUGCCAUAUCUUUACAGUAAGUUGGUUAGCAAGUCUGCUAGCUGUUACAGGAAUCGCAAGUGCAAAUCAUUAACCAUUUGUACAGUCAGACCUUCAUGGUUUAUUAUAUGAAGUUAACAAUAAAACUGCUUUGGGUUAAAAGAUUGAGAAUGUGAUUUGAAACUUGAGUAUGGUUCAUGAAGUUAUUUUUGAUAAUGUCUAUUACCUUACUUGAAUUGUUGAAGAUAACAGUAUAUUUUUAAGAAUGCAGUAACGUGCAUAAAAUUGGUUUUCUCCUUCAUUCCCUACACACUUUGGUUGAUUCAGACUCCCAUCUAAACCUGUCUCCUAUCAACUUUUAAACUUGUGGAAUGAAUUGAAAUCAAACGUUCCCUUCCCUUAACACUUUUUAACUUGCCAUACCCAAUUCUGUUCCGCCAUAUCCAAUUCUGUUCUAUUCUCUAUUACUGAAACUCUGAAGAAAGCAAAGCGAACUCUUUUCACUCACAAAUUAUGUGGGAUUUCAAAGAUCUGUUGGAGAACUGGAGUGGCUUCAGACAGCUUUAAUUGACAUUGUCAAGACCAGUUAUCAGGAACACAUUUUUUUACUGCCUUAACCUGUAGUAUGUAGAAUGUGUCUAGACUUCUGGACAGGAGUUAGUGUUUUUAUAUAAAAAAAAUUAAAAUUCAUGCAAGUAUAGCAGUUGUAAAAUAAAGACCAUUUCCUGCUUGAAACUGUUAAUUAAAAUGGUGUUUAAGACGUGUUGUCAUUUUCAGGCACUGUGUAAUUACAUGGUAUCAAACUGGCAGAUGUGCUUGUGUCUGUAAGGUGCAUGCUCAGCCAUGUACACUGUAAAUAGCCUUUACAAAAAUUUGAUUGGUAAGGAUGGUAAUUAACAUCACCUGGUAAAUUCAGAUAAAGAAGAGCCAAGAUUUUUUCAAAUGGCUGCUGGUUUUGUGGCACAAACAGAAUUGUUAACAGCUGUAACACAUGGUACUGAUCAACAAUCUUGUUACUCUUCCUGUACUUGACUGCAGUUCUAAUAAAUGGAUACUAACUUGCACAGGUAUUAACCCCUGUAUAUCAGGAACAUGUGACACUCUAAAUUGAUUUGUUAAAAUAAAUUGAGCAUAUCGGCAGUAUUGAUUUAUUUACUGGGAGGGAGUGAUGCCUGAGACUGAUACCUGUCAAGAUACAUGUAAAAUAAAUUAAGAACUGAAGUACAGCUUUUCAAGGAGUAUCUUAAGGCAAACACAAAAAUAGGAUAUUACAAAAUCAUGCAGAGUCCUUUGCAUGUAAAUAAUAUUUUAAUUUUACUUGUCGUCUUCAUAGUAAUGGUUAAAAAGAAUACCCUUUGAAUUCAGGUUCAUGAUGUAUGUCCAAAAUGUCCGUUUCCAAUCUGUAUGUUGUGCUACAAGCCUCUUUUGUGAAAAAAUAGGAAGAUUUUAUGUAAUGAGAGAGACUGCCCCCAAGGGCUUUUACCGCAUAAAUUCUUUUUUUUCUCUUGAAGAUAAAAUUGGUGAUAUUACUGGGUUUGUAAGCUCUAGCUCUUGAAUAGCUUGUCAUUCUGGAAAAAAGCAAACUAGCUAACAACGUAGGAACCUUGCUAGUUAACUGCUACUGCUAGGCAGGAUCGUAUAAAUGCAUAGCCUUCCUUUCAAAAUGUUGUUACCUAUUUAGCAGCACCUCUUACUGUUUUCUUAAUGUGCAGUUUCAACAUCUUAGAAAGUGAAACUUGCUUUAUUUGGUAUUCAUUAAAGAGGUAGUAACUGUAUAGCAUAUUGUCUACAACUAGAAACUUGGUUAUCUAUGUACUGUCAUGUUUCUAUGGCUCAAGCAGUGGUUAGUCUUAGUGAUACACUGAAUCCAGACUUUGGUACUUGGAUAGAAAAAGAAAACACCAUUUAAAGAAACUUAAUCUUUUUUCUUUUUUUUCUCUUUUUUUUUUUUUUGGUUGGUGAAUGCAUGGAAUGGUUUCAUAAAUUCAGUAUGUUGGGUUUUUCUAAAUACUCUGGAAUUAUUUGUAUGCGUAAUUUAAACUUGUGAUGAUGUGUAAUUGGA